UUGUUUCUAUUGGAUGGCCAAUGAGUGGAAGUGACGUAGAAUUACGCCAUUUCCGCCUCAGUCAGUCUCUUUUCCAUCUGGCUUGUCUGUCGGCUGGCCCGCAAAGAUGCAGAUCUUUGUGAAAACUCUGACUGGCAAAACCAUCACCCUUGAGGUUGAGCCCAGUGACACCAUCGAGAAUGUGAAGGCUAAGAUUCAGGAUAAGGAAGGAAUUCCUCCUGAUCAGCAGCGUCUGAUUUUUGCUGGCAAACAGCUGGAAGAUGGACGCACACUGUCAGACUACAACAUCCAGAAAGAGUCCACCCUCCACCUUGUCCUGCGUCUUCGUGGGGGUAUCAUCGAGCCCUCUCUGAGACAGCUGGCUCAGAAGUACAACUGCGACAAAAUGAUCUGCCGCAAGUGCUAUGCCCGCCUCCACCCCCGUGCUGUUAACUGCCGGAAGAAGAAAUGUGGCCACACCAACAACCUGCGCCCCAAGAAGAAGCUGAAGUAAACUGUACAUCUUGUUCAGCAGCUCUCUGCCUUUUGUAGAGGUGUUCAAUAAAUGCUAAGUGAACUAAA
This is a messenger RNA of Lepisosteus oculatus (spotted gar), 561 nucleotides long. It is a transcript of the gene uba52, whose product is annotated as ubiquitin A-52 residue ribosomal protein fusion product 1. Gene Ontology annotation, molecular function: protein tag activity; structural constituent of ribosome; RNA binding. Gene Ontology annotation, biological process: translation; modification-dependent protein catabolic process; protein ubiquitination. Gene Ontology annotation, cellular component: cytoplasm; nucleus; ribosome. Lineage: Eukaryota; Metazoa; Chordata; Actinopteri; Semionotiformes; Lepisosteidae. The record is from RefSeq and is a predicted model, not a curated record.